Hemibagrus wyckioides is the source of this 3261-nucleotide messenger RNA. RefSeq names its product layilin b (gene laynb). The coding region runs from base 153 to 1205 and encodes 350 amino acids. NCBI's taxonomy places the organism in Eukaryota, Metazoa, Chordata, Actinopteri, Siluriformes, Bagridae. The transcript has 7 exons. The record is from RefSeq and is a predicted model, not a curated record. Gene Ontology annotation, molecular function: hyaluronic acid binding.
GUGUGUGUGUGUGUGUGUGUGUGGGACAUGAGGAUUGGAGGACUUUCUGAGACCGCCACACUCUUCUCUUCACUCUUUCUGUUUAUUUGACAGCACGACUUUUGGACAAAGCAGAAUUGUACUUCAGCAUCGAUGUAAAUAAAUAUGUGGAGAUGGAUUUUAUGAAGCUGAUCGGAACCGUUUUGGCUGUUUGUUGUCAUCCAGGCUGCGCACUAAAAGGCUUCAGCAGUCAGCGCAUAUGCCGGCGAGGUACCGAGAGGCCGUGCUAUAAGAUAGCUUACCACCAGAACAGUUGGUACAGAGCGAGCUUUGAGGAGGCCAGGAGGACGUGCAGGGAAGAUGACGGCGAGCUGCUCAGUAUUGAAACAGAAAGCGAACAGAGGCUAAUGGAGAAGUUUGUUCAAGGCGCGCCGGCCACUGAAGGUGACUUCUGGAUUGGACUUCGAAGGAAUCAAGGGUCCAAAGAGUCAGGAGCUGUAGAUUGCUCAUCACAGUAUUACUGGCUGGAUCAUAGCCAGGCCACCUACAGGAACUGGCUGCUGAAUGAGCCCUCGUGUGGUUUUGACCAGUGUGUGGCCCUGUACUACAGACCCAACGCUCCUGCUUCUCUGAAAAGACUCUAUAUGUACAAGUGGAGUGAUAUCAGAUGCAACAGCAAAAAUAACUUCAUAUGCAAAUACGUGGAAGAAAUAACUCCGGUUCCUACUCCUGCUGGAAAUUCCACUCCUCACUCAGCCAUAACUCUUAAACCACUUCCUGUCACACUGAAUGAUGAAAAGAUAAACACCGGAAUUUCUGAAUCAUCAGUCUCUCUUUCAGAUGAAGCCAUCAACAUUACCUACAUCCUCCUGGCUACUGUACCUGUUCUGCUUGUGAUCAUACUGGUGGUCUCUGGGGUGUUCUGUUAUAAAGUCAUGGCGAGGAAGAGGAAGGAACAAAAUGACAUCUAUGCUGUGCCAGGUCAAUGGGUACCUGCUAGUGCCCUGAAAAGCAGCGGAAGCCCAGGCCCCAAGGACGGUCCCAGGCGGAACAGGGCCCAACUAGAAUACAUGAGCUCAGAAAUCAACAGAACAUUUAGUUCAGCAGACUACGAGAACGUCCCCAGCAAUACCGCUGGCUUUGUCACCAACGACAUAUAUGAGACCUGCAGCACUCCAGCCACCAUGGAGGCAGGAUGGGUGGAUAAUGACAUUUACGGAUACUGAACCUCUCAAGUGAUGUGAUGGAGACCAGAAUCGAGUGACUUCCAACCCACCUGGCUAGAAUUCAUCUCAACUUCAUCUGUGUUUGUGCUUUGACUUUCAUGCAAUCUAGAGCAACCCAAUGCGAUAUGGGGUCCUGUAAACGCUCAUCCCUGAGGUGGACAAUAAUGCCGGCUUCUCUGAAAUGGGCAGUACAAAGAAACACAAAGAUGUCAUCACCUCAUAGCCACUUCCUCUGUGCACAGGAAGAAGACAGUGCAUACGGAAACUCGCACAAUAAUGCCCUGAACUCUCUGCCCAUCUGUCCUGACUCUCCUUUUGCCUGCUCACUCUGUUUUUCAGACUCUGUUGAUUCUGCAGCAGCCUUACUGGUUCAAAGGCAAAAUAACAGCAUUCAUUUUGCUUAGCUUGGAUAUUUUUAAGGUGUUAAAAAUCCUGUUUGCAGCAUAAAAGCAUAAAACUGUCAAUGUUUCACUCUUCCUGUUGUGCUUUAAAAUUAUAGUGAAUGAAAUACAGUCAGAAAUUCUGCCAUACUGUUUUAACCUGUUUGCAUAACAAACAUAACAUAGGAAGGAAUACUGAAUUUUUUCAAUUUCAGGAUUUGUGUAUAUGUGGAAAUACACUACAUUGCCAAAAGUAUUGGGACAAAUACCCCCACCCCCACUGUUUGUGGGAACAGUUUGGGGAUGACCCCUUCCUGUUCCAACAUGACUGCACACCAGUGCACAAUCCAAGGUCCAUAAAGACAUGGAUGAGUGAGUUUGGUGUGGAGGAACUUGACUGGCCUGCACAGAGUCCUGACCUCAACCCCAUAGAACACCUUUGGGAUGAAUUAGAGCGGAGACUGUGAGCCAGGCCUUCUCAUCCAACACCAGUGCCUGACCUCACAAAUGCACUUCUAGAGGAAUGGUCAAAAAUUCCUAUAAACACACUCCUAAACCUUGUGGAAAGCCUUUGAAGCUGUUAUAUCCAUAUUACAUUCAUGUGCAUGUAAAGGCAGACGUCCCAUAACCUUUGCCAAUAUAAGUGUACAUCCUGACAGUUAUGUUUAAUACCUGUUACACUAUGAUUGAAUUCUUCUUAACUCUUGAUUGUAUGGUAUUAUCUCAGAACAAGGUAUCAUUCAAUCUGGACAGUGUUUACAUUUUUACAUGCGUACAUGGUCAAUAUGUUACAUUUACACUAUUUUGCACCUUUGCUAGGAAUUUAAUAAUGAAUUUUUACACAUAGCUGUUUUUAUUAUUAUGUCUGUGUUUAAGUCUAUAGUAAUCAGUCCAACAUUAUUUUACACACACACACACACACACACACACACACUACACCGAUCAGUUAUAACAUUAUGAGCAGUGCCAAGUGAAGUGAAUAAGACUGAUUAUCUUCUCAUCAUGGCACCUGUUAGUGGGUGGGAUAUAUUAGGCAACAAGUGAAAAUUUUGUCCUCAAAGUUGAUGUGUUAGAAGCAGGAAAAAUGGGCAAGUAUAAGGAUUUGAGUGAGUUUGACAAAGGUCAGAUUGUGAUGGCUAGACCACUGGAUCAGAGCAUCUCCAAAACUGUAGCUCUUGUGGGGUGUUCCCGGUCUGCAGUGGUCAGUAUCAAAAGUGGUCCAAGGAAGGAACAGUGGUGAACCGGCGACAGGGUCAUGGGCGGCCAAGGCUCAUUGAUGCACGUGGGGAUAGAAGGCUGGUCCGUGUGAACCGAUCCAACAGACGAGCUACUGUUGCUCAAAUUGCUGAAGAAGUUAAUGCUGGUUCUGAUAGAAAGGUGUAAAAAUACGCAGUGCAUGACGGGUGACCGACACAAUAUUAGGCAGGUGAUCAUAAUGUUAUGCCUGAUCGGUGUAUAAUCAUAUGUGUUGAAUGUCAUUGCAUUUUAUUUAAUUAUACCUUUAGGACUAAUAAAUAUGUUAUUAGUGCAUUGUGGUGUUAGUUUUGCAUAUUUCUACCUUACAUAUUGAAACAUACUAAUACUGUCUGUUACAAAAUGGAUGUUGCGUUUUGUAAAAUACUGUUAAAAAUACUAAAAAAUAAAAAAAAACUAGAGCUGUUAUUACCGAUGUAAUA